Hirundo rustica (Barn swallow) is the source of this 5173-nucleotide messenger RNA. RefSeq names its product centrosomal protein 170 (gene CEP170). Lineage: Eukaryota; Metazoa; Chordata; Aves; Passeriformes; Hirundinidae. Gene Ontology annotation, molecular function: protein binding. The record is from RefSeq and is a predicted model, not a curated record. The transcript has 19 exons. Gene Ontology annotation, cellular component: centriole. Bases 153 to 5093 code for a protein of 1646 amino acids.
CCAGAGGGACACCGCGCGCUCCGCCCUCGCUCCCGCAUCCCGUGGGAUGCCGGCUCGCUGAGCACCCGCUAGCGACGGCCCCUCCGCGGCGCGGCGAGCCUCCUCGGAGGGGAUGACGUAGCUUUGCCAAGGAUUUAUCAGCUAAGCAGAAAAUGAGCUUAACAUCCUGGUUUUUGGUGAGCAGUGGAGGCACCCGACAUAGGCUGCCACGAGAAAUGAUUUUUGUUGGAAGAGAUGACUGUGAGCUGAUGUUACAGUCACGGAGCGUGGACAAACAACACGCUGUACUCAACUAUGAUGCCUCUACAGAUGAACACUUGGUGAAGGAUUUGGGCAGCUUGAAUGGGACAUUUGUGAAUGAUGUGAGGAUUCCAGAACAGAUAUACAUCACUCUGAAGUUAGAAGAUAAAUUGAGAUUUGGAUAUGAUACUAAUCUUUUUACUGUGGUCAGGGGAGAGAUGAGAGUCCCCGAAGAAGCACUUAAGCAUGAAAAAUUCACAAGCCAACUCCAGUUAUCCCAAAAAUCUUCAGAGGCAGAAGGAUCGAAACAAAGCAGCUCCAAAAGUUCAGAGUCCAAGGUAACAGACUCCACACCUGAAGUGCACCACAAAACUACAGAAGCACUGAAAUCUGAAGAAAAAUCAAUGGAUACUUCUGCCAUGCCUCGUGGGACACCGUUGUAUGGACAGCCAGCCUGGUGGGGUGAAGAUGAACCUGAUGAAAAAGAUGGUUGUAAGCCAGAUAGCAAGCGUGAAGAAAAAAUGCCUGAGACAGGGGCUUCAGGAUGCAGCACCGAUGCCAAGCAAUCUGAGGAGCGAUCUGCAUCUGCAAGUGAAGAACUUUAUCCUUUCUGUAGGGAGCCCAGUUAUUUUGAAAUCCCUACUAAAGAAUGCCCGCAAGCUUCACAGGUAGCAGAGAGCACUAUUCAUGAAAUUCCCACAAAAGAUACCCAAAGCUCCCACGCAGCAGCUUCGGGGCACGCUUCCUUUACCAUUGAAUUUGAUGACAACACUCCAGGAAAAGUAAAGAUCAAAGAUCACGUGACGAAAUUCACGUCGGAACAGCGUCACAAGUCGAAGAAGCCUUCUUCUUCCAGUGGUCAGGACCUGCCGGGGCUUCAGACGGUGAUGAUGGCUGCAGAGAGCAAAGUAGCAGAUUGGCUUGCACAGAACAAUCCUCCAAGGAUGAUAUGGGAGCCGACGGAGGAGGAUUCCAAAAGUAUUAAGAGUGACGUUCCAGUGUACUUGAAGAGACUGAAAGGGAAUAAGCACGAUGAUGGCACACAAAGUGAUUCAGAAAAUAUUGGUGCACACCGGCAUUACAGUAAACGGGCAGCUCUUGAGGAGCACUUAAGGCAUCAUCAUACAGAGCUAAAAAAGUCACAUCAGAAAACCCAUUCCACAGAAAAGCAGCAAGAGCAAGCUGGUUUGAGUCAGACUGCCUUUAUGAUUGAGUUUUUUGAUGAAGACCAUCCUCGCAAGAGACGUUCUUACUCUUUUUCUCAGAACGUAGGAGCUUUAUGCGCAGAAUCUCCGUCUCCAACAUCUCACGCACGAGCUGAAAGAGUGAAACCUGCAUCGGGAGAGAAGGUCCCUUCACCUGUGCAAGCUAGCUCCUCACAUCACCGAGCAGUGCAUGGUGUCCAUGCCAAACUUGUGAACCAGAAAUCAGAGGAAUCCUCAGCUGCAUUACCUGCCUUACAAGCUGUAUUGUUAAGGAGUUCAGGAAGCCUGGGCCACAGGCCUAAUCAGAACCAGGAGAUGGACAAAAAGUUGAAGAGCCAACAUAUUUCUGCUGCUGCUGAAAAGGACAAUGAGGAUGACCAGAGUGACAAAGGUACUUACACUAUUGAGUUGGAAAAUCCCAAUACUGAAGAAAUGGAAGCUCGCAAAAUGAUUGACAAGGUAUUUGGAGUGGAUGACAGCCAGGAUUAUAAUAGGCCUGUUAUCAACGAGAACCAGAAAGAUUUAGUAAAAGAUUGGGCUAUAAAUUCUGCUACAGUAGUGCUGGAAGAAAAAAGACCACUGAGUACAACUGGAUUUCUUGACACUGAGGAAGGUUCUACCAACCUUGGAAGUAAACGUUGGGUAUCGCAGUGGGCCAGUUUGGCUGCAAAUCACACACGUCAUGACCAAGAUGACAUGAGAUUGGAGUCCUCUGUGCCUGCUCCAUUAGAAAAUGACACAGACAUCAGUGAGUCUGGUAUUUCUGUUAGAAGUGCUGGUUCAGCUGCUUCUAUGGCCAGCCAAGGUGAGCGAAAGAGGAGGACACUUCCACAGCUUCCCAUAGAGGAGAAAGUGAGUGAAAACUCAAAACCAAAAACUGUAUCUCAUCAGAGGUCAGAAAUAGGUGAAAAACAAGACACGGAACUUCAGGAGAAAGAAACUCCAGCUCGUGCCUCAGAUGCUAAGUCCAGCAGAACAAUGAAUGGUCUUUCACCCAGAGCUACCGGAGACAAAGUUUUUUCUUUCCCCAGCUCUUCUAGUAAAGAGAGAGUUGAAACUGGCAGAGAAACUUCGGUGGUGAAACAAGCUUUAGCAAAAAUUCAACAACAAGAAAGGAAGGAGCAAGGACACUGGACACCCUCAAAAUUGUCCUCUACAAAAUCUGCUGCAAACCAGGUUGAGAAAGGUAGGGAGGAGGUUGUUAUGUCACCCAAAACUUUGGAAAAUCAAGACAAUGCUCCUGGACAUGUUACAGAUAAAGCAGAAAUUAAGUUGGCACAAAUUGAGGGAAAAAGAAGAAAAAAUGAAGAAAUCAUUAGAGGACAAAGUCCUAAAGUACUUGGAGGAGAAAAAAAGGAAUCUUCAAAACCAUUAGUGAGGCAAGGUAGCUUUACUAUAGAUAAGCCUAGCACAAAUAUACCUAUAGAACUUAUUCCUCACAUUAAUAAGCAGAGUGGUUCUGCUGCCCCUUUAGUAUCUGCAAACAGGUUGCGUGACAGAAGUGAUUCGAUGGACACUGAUUCCAGUAUAGAUACAACACUCAUUUUAAAAGACACAGAAGCUGUAAUGGCUUUCCUUGAAGCUAAAUUGCGUGAAGAAAAUAAAACUGAUGAAGGUCCUGACACUCCUAGUUAUAACAGAGAUAAUUCCAUAUCACCAGAAUCAGAUGUUGAUACAGCCAGCACAAUCAGUCUUGUUACUGGUGACGCUGAAAGAAAAUCCACCCAGAAGCGGAAGAGCUUCACAAACUUAUAUAAAGAUAGAUGUUCCACUGGUUCCCCUUCAAAGGAUGUUUUAAAAUCUUCUACAAGUGCCAGAGAAAAGAUGGAAAAAAAAACUAAGAGUCGAUCUUCAGAUGGUGGGUCUAGAGCUGACGCUCGCAAAACUGUGCAAUCCAGUGGAAGAAUGAGACAACCGUCAGUAGAUUUAACAGAUGAUGACCAAACAUCCAGUGUACCUCAUUCUGCCAUUUCUGAUAUCCUAUCAUCUGACCAGGAAACCUACUCUGGCAAAUCACAUGGAAGAGUUCCUUUUGCCUCAGCAGAUGAACUUGUACAUUCCAAGAUGGAAGGAAAGUCAGCUAAAUCAAAAAGCUCUCCUGCUGCACCUGGGCAGUCUAGUAAAUCUACCACUCUUCCAAGACCUCGUCCCACAAGGACUUCUCUCUUGCGCAGAGCACGCCUUGGUGAAGUCUCAGAUAGCGAGCUUGCUGAUGCCGAUAAGGCUUCAGUAGCGUCCGAAGUAUCCACUACAAGUUCUACGUCAAAACCUCCAUCAGGGAGGAGAAAUAUUUCCAGAAUAGACUUACUCGCUCAGCCUCGCCGAAAUCGACUCGGCUCUUUAUCAGCACGUAGCGAUUCCGAAGCAACAAUAACCAGAAGCACUGCCUCGUCACGUACCCCAGAGGCAAUUAUCAGAAGCGGUUCAAGGCUGCUCACAGGAGGAGAUGGCACUAAAGUUUCUGCUAGAACUCGAGCCAAUAGCAUUUCUCGACUUUCGGAUUCCAAAUCCAAAUCCUUGGCUUCGGCUCAUAAUUCUCCCUCAGUAAGUGCAAGAUGGAGGCGCUUUCCUACAGAUUAUGCUUCCACCUCAGAAGAUGAAUUCGGAUCAAACCGUAAUUCCCCUAAACAUGCCCGUCUGCGUACCUCUCCAGCCCUGAAAACCACGCGACUGCAGAGCGCUGGGACAGCAGCUCAAAGCAGCAACACAUUCAAGCACAGGAUAAAGGAGCAGGAAGACUACAUUCGUGACUGGACUGCCCACCGGGAAGAGAUAGCAAGGAUCAGUCAAGAUCUGGCUCUCAUCGCACGGGAAAUCAACGAUGUAGCAGGAGAGAUAGAUUCAGUGACUUCAUCAGGCACUGCCCCCAGUACCACAGUAAGCACUGCUGCCACCACCCCUGGCUCUGCCAUAGACACUAGAGAAGAGGUAGGAGAUCUUCAUGGAGAAAUGCAUAAGUUGGUGGACCGAGUAUUUGAUGAAAGUCUCAAUUUUAGAAAAAUCCCUCCAAUAGUGCAUGCGAAACCCCCGGAAGGGAAUGGUCGGCCUAGUGAUGCCAGACCUCAGCUGACAGAGGCCCUCGAUCCCCCAACAAUUACCCGCAGAAGGACUUGGAGCAGAGAUGAAGUUAUGGGGGACAGUUUGCUGUUGUCCUCAGUCUUCCAGUUUUCUCGCAAGAUAAGACAAUCCAUAGACAAAACAGCUGGCAAAAUCAGAAUAUUAUUUAAGGACAAAGACAGAAAUUGGGAAGAAAUUGAAAACAAGUUACGAGCUGAAAGUGAAGUUCCUAUUGUGAAAACAUCAAGCAUGGAAAUAUCAUCAAUCUUACAGGAAUUGAAACGAGUUGAGAAGCAGCUGCAAGCAAUUAAUGCCAUGAUUGACCCCGAUGGUACCCUGGAUGCUCUGAGCAACUUAGGAUUUGCCAGCCCCAUCUUACCAGCUCAGCCGAAGCCGAAGUCCAGCCCUGUUUCCCAAGGCCCCCGCCCACCAGCGCAGCCAAACUGCCAGCCUGAGGCUCGGGCUGUUCGUCCCACCACCGGCCCUGUGGCAGCUGAAUUGGAAAAUGCUGAAUCCGAGGCAGAUUUCAGCAUACAUUUCAAUAGGUUUAACCCAGAUGGAGAAGAGGAGGAUGCCACCCUGCGUGAGUGAUGUCUAGUGUUUGAUACAAAAACCUUUCAUGUGGAAUGUUUAGAAUUCAAGGAAAACUUAUAAUGUUUGUUUUUAUAAUU